Molecule: messenger RNA, 3593 nt
Organism: Symsagittifera roscoffensis
Lineage: Eukaryota; Metazoa; Xenacoelomorpha; Acoela; Convolutidae
Product: cyclin-dependent kinase-like 2
Exons: 10
Coding region: 975-3467 (830 amino acids)
Biological process (GO): intracellular signal transduction; protein phosphorylation
Cellular component (GO): nucleus; cytoplasm
Molecular function (GO): protein serine/threonine kinase activity; ATP binding
Source: RefSeq, a predicted model, not a curated record
UGCUAAGUCAUGGUAAUACAAGGGCUUCGACCAGAAUUUUGAAUCGUAUUUACUUAAAAUCCAAAACUCAAUGGACAGUUUAGCUGCAAAAAUUAGUUAAAUACCUGACUCGCUAUUAACCAUUUUUAAACAUGUUGUAUAUAAAAUACCUGUGAUAAACAUUCACUUCAACUUUUAAACUACGGUUUGUUUUUUGAUACGCACGGUGCAUUAGAUCGCUUAGUAUUUUAAAUAGCGGCUCAUCAUUACUUUUAUAUCGUUUUCGUUCUGAAAACGGCUUUAAUGUGCAUCAAGUAUUUCAUUUGUAAAUGAUCGCUUUUGUAAUUUUUGAAUGGAAUUUUUGACUGCCAAUUAUAUCUCCCUAUCGCAAUUUCACGGUUCAGGAGCAUUAUUGCUCUAUUUUCGAAUGCGUAUUUAAUCCAGCGAUUUUUCCACAUUUUCUGCGACCGAUACGGCUUGAGUGGAUAAACAAAAGUAAAUAAUUCAAAAUAAUAAACAAUCUUUGAUUUUACUGCAAAUGAGCCGGCCCAUUCGACCAAAUUGCGUGGACUUAUAGACCAUAUUGAAGGAAACUGUCUCGAUUGCACGCCACUGCCAUUAUGAAAUUUAUUACCUUUUUUGUCUCAUUCAUUUUGAAACAGGCUCAUGUUUUGGGUGUUGCCACGAUUACUGAAUGAAGUUGACAUUCGCUUGAGGUACUCGCCUAUCGCGGUCGUUUCUGUCAAGUAUUGUUAGAUUAUUUAAAACCAUACCAAAUUUUGAUUUUUGGAGUUUUUUUUUCUGCAAAAUGAAAUUACCUUGACCAUCGCCUUAGUUUACAGCAAUCAUUCUUUUAACCUCGUCAAAAUGACUUUGAUAUAGUUGUUGUAUUUUUACGCUCUGGUUCAUCCUUGUUUAUUGCUAUAAAUUGGCUUUUUAUUAUUAAUUAUAUAAUUAGUUAUAUCUAGAAAUAGUUAGUGCUACCAGUCUUAACUAUGGACAAGUAUGACAACUUGGGUAUGGUGGGAGAGGGUAGUUAUGGUGCUGUGAUGAAAUGCAGACACAAGGAGACUAACCAAUUGGUGGCCAUUAAGAAGUUCCUGGAAAGUGAAGACGACAAAGUGGUCAAGAAAAUUGCAAUGAGAGAAAUCAAGAUGCUCAGGCAACUCCAACACGACCACCUGGUAAAUCUUCUGGAGGUAUUCCGGCGCAAGAAGAGACUCUAUCUGGUGUUUGAGUUUGUGGACCACACAGUGCUGGACGAUCUAGAGAGGAACCCUCAUGGUAUGGAUGAGACCAGGUGCAAGAAGAUACUCUGGCAGGUGCUGAAGGGCACAGAGUUCUGCCACAGUCACAAUAUAAUCCACCGAGACAUCAAACCCGAAAACAUCCUGGUGUCGAAGACCAAUGUGGUUAAGCUGUGUGACUUCGGCUUCGCCCGCACACUGGCUGCACCGGGGGAGAUCUACACGGACUAUGUUGCCACCCGGUGGUACAGGGCACCCGAACUACUAGUCGGAGAUACCACCUACGGAAAGGCAGUGGAUAUCUGGGCAUUGGGGUGUCUGUUGGCCGAGAUGCUCACUGGAGACCCUCUUUUCCCUGGAGAUUCAGACAUAGACCAGCUGCACCUAAUCAUGAAGUGCUUCGGUCCUCUGCACUCCAAGUACAAGGAGAUAUUCCUUCAGAACCCUCUUUUCUCGGGGGUGCGUCUUCCCGAGAUCAAACACGUGGAACCCCUAGAGAGGAAGAUCCCACGGGCCAACAAGUAUCCCAACUCCCUUGAUUUCAUGAAGGUAUCUAUGCGACUGGACGCCAUGGACCGUCCCUCGUGUGUGCAACUGUUACGUCACCCCCUGUUCACCUCAGACGGAUUCGCUGAGGACUUCUCGAAGGAGCUGAAGCGGAAGAUAGACAAGGAGAAGACAGACAGCAACAACCUCUACAAGAUACUAAGAGGAGAGAGGGACAAAGACGCGUCUAAGAAACAAUCCUCCUUUGCUUCCAAGUUCCAGUCUAAGCAAGGAGACUCGGUUGCUCAGAAGGCAAACAAUAACCAACCAAACGGAGAAAAUAACAACAACUCAGUAUCUUUACCUGCCAUGAAGAAACAGUCACCGAACAAAGCCACACCUCUGAACGAGAAGACAAACCAAAAACCUCUUAUUUCACCCAACCUCCCGAACGUUCACGACAAAAACCCGAACUCCAAUUCUGUCAAUCAAGCGAACCCAAAUGAUACGCUAUUAUCCGACAAACAAAGUAUCAUUAGCAAACGAUCUGACAACUCACGAAGAGUUGACCCGAGUAUGAACCCGAAUCCCACAGGUCAAAUUGGUUCAAAUCAAGGUCAAAAUGUCAGUCCAGAUUACGAACCAAUCAAAAGUCCAGUCAAAAAUGCAUCUUCACAGCUCGGUUCCCAAAAACAAUCGACAACUAUGCCUGUUAUUUCCAAAACGCCGAGUAUAACUGCCGGAAACAAACAGAAUGGUUCAACACUAGCAUCUACGGUUACCCCGUCGCCCCCUUCAUUGCUUAAUAGCGGCGGGCCAGGUGGAAACACUUCGCCAGUGGCGUCGAACAAAGGUCACGUGAACUAUCUGCAUCAGACGCCCUCUAGCGGGGGAAACUACAAUGCCACUCCCGGAGGGAUCGGGUUGGGAGGCAGGACAGUGACUAGUCUCCAUGGGGGGAGUCCGAGAGCUUUUAGUCAGCUUCAAGGUCACGGCCAAGGUUAUACUGGCAACCAGGUGCAAUCGGUGGGUAGUGUGGUUAAUCUCAACAUGGACCAUUUGCCCAAUCGCGGAAGUCCGGGUGCUGGAGGGUUGAAGAAAACUUAUUCGAUGAGUAACGGGAGUCUUGUAUCUCCCGGACGUCAAGUAGCGGGGGGUAUCCCUGCAGUCGUCAGUCUAGACACAUCAGGAGGGGGAGCAGGGGGUAGACCUGCCUCCCAGCAGAGUCUCGAUGCUCUAUCCUCCUCUGUGUUUUCUAAAAACAGCUCCCAGUCGGGAAACCUCCCUAUAUGGGCUGGUAUAUCGACCUUGAAACGAAGCUACACCAACGUGUACAAGAAGCCCAAAUCGACCGAACUCCCGUCCCAAUCACCCUUCGACCAUCCUCCGGGUACCCUACCCCUCUCCUCCCAACACCUCCCCAAUGGAACCAGCCCUCGCCACGAACAGAGCCUGAAGAUGAAAGAUUUCAAGUCUUCAGGGCUGAUCGGGGGAGGGGGAGAGAAGAGUCAUUUGAAUUCAAAGGGGGGUCAGUUGGGAAACGGAUCUCUGCAUCAGCGGUUUUCGCCUCCAUCUAACUUCAAAUCUAUGAGCAGCAACAAUUUUUCACCACCUAGCAAGUACAAUAAUCUGAAACUGCCAACGAAAAGAGAGAAGGUUGAACAAGGCAUGAACGAACUAGAAGUCACAAAUUCGAAGGCAUUCGAGAGCUUCAAACGGACAAAUCACCAUAUGCCUCCCAACGGCUUCUCGUGAAUUAUAGAACUUCAAUUUAUUUGAUGCUGUAGGUAAAUUGAUCCAUCCACAAAUGAAAUCUAGAACUCGCUAUGAUAGCUCAAAUUUGAUUGAUUUGAAAAUGUAUCUGGACGAAAUAACUGCGUC